UCUGGUACGUUUGUGAGUUGACAACAUGUCGUGUGUAGUUGACCAGUUGUAAAAGACUGGUCUGGGAUGUGUUGAUGGUGUCUAAACUCUUUACUGAUUGGAACUUGCAUAUAAUUUAACUUUUUAAUAGACGUUAGGAGUUUGUAUAAAUAUUGGGAUUUCAUGUAGCUAUGACGUCUAUGCUUCCGUUUACACCUCCGAUCGUAAAACGACUUUUGGGGUGGAAGAAAGGUGAAGGGGAGGAUAAGUGGAGUGAAAAGGCUGUAAAAAGUUUAGUGAAGAAACUGAAAAAAACCGGUGGUCUAGACGAAUUAGAAAAAGCGAUUACAACACAGGACCCUACUACUAAGUGCAUUACAAUACCAAGUUUACGUGCUGAGCGGUCUCGGGUGACGCCUGGGGGGGCGCUAGUGCAGGAACCUACGACCCACGGCAGCAGGUCUCUGGACGGAAGGCUACAGGUGUCGCACCGCAAAGGCCUUCCCCACGUCAUCUAUUGCCGUUUGUGGCGCUGGCCUGAACUGCAGUCUCAUCACGAACUUAGGGCAUUAGACAAUUGCGAGUUUGCUUUCAACCUUAAACGGGACGAAGUCUGUGUCAAUCCAUACCAUUAUCAACGUAUAGAAACACCAGCAUUACCAGCAAUCCUAGUUCCACGCCACACAACAGCAAGUGAGGAUUGUCAGUCAUCCUUGUUUCCUUCUGCUGGAAGUGGCGGAGAGUUGAGCAGUUCGGUGCCAGAGAACACGCAGUUUCCGAGCCCUGUCGGCGGUGGGGGCACUGGUUCAAAUAAUUUAAGCACUCUGCUGCAGCACUCUCCCAUCACAAGCCCAACCCUGGAGCCCCCCCGGCCCCUUCCAACUACUGAGACGCCCCCUCCAGGGUACAUGUCCGAGGAUGGAGACAAUGUUGACCACAAUGAUAAUAUGAGUAUGUCACGUCUCACUCCAAGUCCUCCCAUUGAUGCACAGCCUGUUAUGUAUUGUGAACCAGCAUUCUGGUGUUCCAUCAGUUAUUAUGAACUCAAUACUAGGGUGGGAGAAACGUUUCAUGCUUCUCAGCCUUCUAUUACAGUUGAUGGCUUCACAGAUCCAAGCAAUUCAGAACGGUUUUGCUUGGGCCUUCUGUCAAAUGUGAAUCGCAAUACAGUGGUAGAACAAACAAGGCGGCACAUUGGGAAGGGUGUACGUCUGUAUUACAUUGGUGGAGAAGUGUUUGCUGAGUGUCUCAGUGAUUCUUCAAUAUUUGUCCAGUCGCCCAACUGCAACCAGCGUUAUGGUUGGCAUCCAGCAACCGUAUGCAAGAUACCACCAGGCUGUAAUUUGAAAAUCUUCAACAAUCAGGAGUUUGCAGCUUUGCUGUCACAGUCUGUCAGUCAAGGAUUUGAAGCUGUAUAUCAGCUUACAAGAAUGUGUACCAUUCGAAUGAGUUUUGUGAAGGGCUGGGGUGCCGAGUACAGGAGGCAAACAGUGACUUCAACUCCUUGCUGGAUUGAGCUGCACUUGAAUGGCCCUCUUCAGUGGUUGGACAGAGUCCUGACACAGAUGGGAUCACCACGAUUACCGUGUAGCUCAAUGUCGUGAACCAGACCUCGAGAAGCUUCGAGAAUUAUUAGCUGCUGCUAGUUGUAGCUGUCACCAGAAAUCUGGCUUAACCAGUGCCACCUGAAGAAAUAUUUUGUACAACAGAACUGAAGGAGAAAUUUUAUCUGGUGCAGAACCUUGCAAAUGCAUCUGCGUCUGUCUACGGACAUAAUCGAGUAGUGGGUUAUCAGAUGCAGGAGUGUACAUAGAAUCUUUAAAGAAAGAUUUGUAGAGAUAAAACACAUACUGAAUUGAAGGAAUAUUUUAUAGUGUUGACAGUAUGAGGGGAAAUUAAUUUUCCACUUAACUUUCUGUUGGAGGGACUGACUUUUGCAUCAGCUGCUCCACUCUUUUUGUCAUUGUGGAAUAACAGAAAGGGAAUGGUGGUGAGUGGCGGACAGAUUUGCUAACAACUUGAUCAGUUGACAAAGUAGGAAACUGAGAGAGUAGGAUUUCUGUACAAAUAGUGAUAAUUUAUUUUUAAAAUCUCAUAUGUGUUUGUUAUUACAAUUUACAAAGUACUGCUCUGCUUCUUACUGUAAGUCACAUAAUAAUUCUAUGUUGAACCUUAGGUUAAGAUAUUAAUACAUAAAAUCCCAUGACCAUUCUGUCGUCUGGCCGUUUGUCAGGUGGGAUUAGAAUGCUUUGUGUAUGUGGCAGAUGUUAUUUCUAAAUUGCUCGUUGUCUCUCUGGCUUUCAGUUGUUUCUCUGUUCACGCGUUAAUAUUCUUUCUUUUAUUGUGCUUCUCUGUUCUUUUAGAUGAAAAGGUAAAAUCAUUGCAGAAUGUUACAAUGAUAUUUAAUGAUAAAGGAUCAGCGAUAGCUUCGGAACCAGUAGGAAGUGCUAUUUGUAGAGGCCAAUACAAAAAUGGAAUGAAGUUGUGGCGACAUUUUACAGAUACGACCUGUUGCCUGUUUUACACAGUAUGAACAGUUCCAGACCUGUGUAGCUGCUUUUUUUUUUAAAUGAAAUGUGUUUAGUAUUUUGUCCUUAAUGUGUGAUUUACAAAUUUUUAUUUUUCCUUGUCUGUAAUUUUUUUAAUCUACUGAGUUAUUUUAGAUAUUUUUACAUCCACUGUCGCUGUUACAUAUUUUCAUUUGAGUUAUAUACAUCGUGCUGUAUUGAGAAUGAGUGUACGUAACACACAUACAUUUAAUUUCUAUGCUCAAGUGCCUGUCAUGUACAGGUUUCUUCAUAGGAAGAGAUAUUUCACAAAUAAAAAGAGGAAAGGAAAUACUUCCUUUGUGUGCUCUUGAAGUUACAGCUUUCAGUAGUU
Zootermopsis nevadensis is the source of this 2859-nucleotide messenger RNA. RefSeq names its product Smad on X protein (gene Smox). Gene Ontology annotation, cellular component: heteromeric SMAD protein complex. Gene Ontology annotation, molecular function: RNA polymerase II cis-regulatory region sequence-specific DNA binding; I-SMAD binding; DNA-binding transcription factor activity, RNA polymerase II-specific. Gene Ontology annotation, biological process: positive regulation of transcription by RNA polymerase II; SMAD protein signal transduction; activin receptor signaling pathway. The record is from RefSeq and is a predicted model, not a curated record. NCBI's taxonomy places the organism in Eukaryota, Metazoa, Arthropoda, Insecta, Blattodea, Termopsidae.